Exaiptasia diaphana is the source of this 4799-nucleotide messenger RNA. RefSeq names its product neurogenic locus Notch protein. The coding region runs from base 240 to 4799 and encodes 1519 amino acids. The transcript has 27 exons. NCBI's taxonomy places the organism in Eukaryota, Metazoa, Cnidaria, Anthozoa, Actiniaria, Aiptasiidae. The record is from RefSeq and is a predicted model, not a curated record. Gene Ontology annotation, molecular function: calcium ion binding.
CUAAAGAGRACAAGAAAUAAUGAAGAUCACUGACAAAAGAUAACACAUAAAGAACAUUUUCAAAGUCAUUGUGUGUCRAUAGUUUAAUUACAACACAUUCUAGCACCGCCUUUUAUUUCUKUUGGAAAAAUUAAUCUAUAUAUAACAGUUCAAGGAGUUUAUCACGUCGAGAACAAGUCYUUUCAMCAAAGCUCUUCAUCUCCGAAAUGCUUGCCUGAUUGCAGUAACUAAUAUUUAAGAUGUUGUAUUCUCUCGGUUGGUUCUUCAUCUAUKUCCUUGUGGCUGCCAAACAAAUUACAAGCCUUGCCUCRAAUGCCUACCUAGGACCUUAUGGUGGAAUGUUUGUGAAAUUUCCUUUUCGCUCUCUUGCUGUAAAGAGUAUUUCCACCAAACGAGUGCCAAAUGAGAUGCAUUGCUCGAUGAAUUGUCAACGAAAUGACAUAUGUUUUUCGUUUAACUUUGCYGCCACCAAUGAUAGCGUUGGAAAUUUCGUAUGUGAACUCCUAUCAAAAAGCCAUCUUUACAAACUCAAAAACUUCAAGACCAAUGACAGUUUCCAUCAUUUUGGUCGGAAGGACUUCUGUAGUCCAAAUGUCAAGGGGUUACCGUCACCUGAUAGCGAUAAUACCUACACAUGCCCAUGCAAAGAAGGUUAUACCGGUUUGAGGUGUGAAACUGAUAUUGAUGAAUGCGCCAGCAGUCCUUGUGUUCAUGGCAAGUGCAAAGAUAUGGUGAAUGCCUAUAAAUGCAACUGUAACCCGGGAUAUACUGGAGUAAAUUGCGAGACAGAUAUCAACGAAUGCCAAAGUAACCCGUGUGUCAAYGGUACUUGUGAAGACAAAGUGAAUUCCUACAAAUGUAAUUGCAUACCAGGUUUUACCGGCACGAACUGCGAACAGGACAUUGACGAGUGUUCAAGCAAUCCAUGCAAAAAUGCCGGAAUCUGUUCUAACCUAGUAGAUGCAUACAAUUGCACAUGUGCAUCSAGAUACCAUGGUACCAACUGCGAGAAUAAAUUAGGACCAUGUGACGUUAACCCAUGCGCAAAUGGUGGAACGUGUACCGAGUUGUCAGACGAAAACUUCGAAUGUGCUUGUUUGCCCGGCUACUACUGGUCUAAGUGCCGAUUUCAUGCCUACGCCUCAAAUGAUUAUAAAACUGCGGAUGAUGCCGACAAMGAUUGCAAGARCCGGGGAAUGGMACUCGCCAUGAUAUUCCAAAGCUCAGUUAAUAAAMUACUAAAAGGUCUGCACCAAUCAGAUUUCUGGAUUGGUCUGAAAAAAGUUAACGGCSKUUGGAAAUGGCCYAACGGAACMGARCUGGAUGAGAAUGUUUACAGCAAAUGGAAUUCUCAAAUAGGUUCAAACAAUUGCGUUAAGAUGGAYCCAAGUAAUGGAAAAUGGAAAUCAGAUCCUUGCACCAACUCUCGCCCAUUUGUCUGCACAUCUUAURAAUGUGCCAGCAAUCCUUGUGGGAAUGGAUCAACGUGUUUGGACAAGAUUAACGCGUACAAAUGUACUUGUGAAGUGGGGUUUACCGGUACUAACUGUGAAACUGAAUUCGGAGCGUGUAACAGUAAUCCGUGCAAAAAUAAUGCUACUUGCAUCAACUUACCUUUACUGAAGUACAAAUGCGAGUGUUUGCAAGGCUACUAUGGGGGGAAAUGUUUUUACCGUAUCUACGCCUCUAAUGURACCAAAUCUUAUGAAAAUGCCGAAGCGUCUUGUGAAAAACAAGGCAUGCCCCUUGCAAGAAUAAAUARCAAAGGCGUGAAUGAAGUGCUGCGGAAGGUGUUCCAAUCAAAUUUCUGGUUUGGAUUAAGAAAAUACGGCAGUAAAUGGAAAUGGCMUGGCGGUGAUGAACUUAAUGACGAGGAUGACUAUAGAAACUGGGCUCAAGGGCUGCCUGGUAGCGGGGGACUAGGUCAGUGCGUGUUUAUGGAUUGGAAUGACGGAACAUGGAAAAGGGAUGACUGCUUCUCUGAGUACCAUUUUGCAUGCUUAAAAUGGGAAUUGCACGCAAAGCAGACGUACAUAUCUACUUCUGACGCAAAGACAACAAAAACAUUAGAUCAGUUUCUUCUCGGAAAGUGUUGCCUAAUUUCAUCAACUAGCAUAAUGAUGCUCUAUCCUCUCGAGUACUUCCUCGUCUAUGCACUUGUGACUACCGGACAGUUUACAGUCGUUGUCUCGAAUGCUGCCUUCAUAGGAAGUUUCAGUGACUUGUUUACGAAAUUCCCUUUCCACUCUCUUCCUGAAAAAAGCAUUUCCAUCAAGCGAGUGCCAAAUGAGAUGCAUUGCUCGAUGAAUUGCCAACGAAAUGACAACUGCUUUUCGUUUAAUUUUGCUGCUACCAAUGAUAGCGUUGGAAAUUUUGUGUGCGAACUUCUAUCAACAAAGCAUUCUUACAAACACAAGAACUUCAAAACCAAUGACAGCUUCCAUCAUUUUAGCUGGAAGAUUCCACAAGACUUUUGUAGUUCAAAUGUCAAGAGUUUUCCGUCACUAAACAGCGACAAUACCUAUGACUGCCCAUGUAAAGAAGGUUUUACCGGUUUGAGGUGUGAAAUUGAUAUUGAUGAAUGCGUCAGCAGCCCCUGUGUUAAUGGAAAAUGCAAAGAUAAAGUGAAUAGCUUUGAAUGCUCCUGUCACCCUGGAUAUGCAGGAGUGAGAUGCGAGACAGAUAUCAACGAAUGCCAAAGUAACCCGUGUGUCAACGGUACUUGUGAAGACAAAGUGAAUUCGUACAAAUGUAAUUGCAUACCAGGUUUCAAUGGAAGAAACUGUGAAGUCGAUAUCAACGAGUGUGCAAAUAACCCUUGCAAUGCAGGCCAGUGCAUUGACAAAAUCAAUGAAUAUGAAUGCAAAUGUAAUGGAACUGGGUUUACAGGAAAGAAUUGCGAAACAGAUAUAGACGAGUGUGCAAGCAACCCUUGUAGGAAUGGAUCAACUUGUUUGAACAAAGUCAAUGCUUACAACUGUACUUGUGAAGUUGGAUUUACGGGUAAAAACUGUGAAACUGAAGUUCAACCAUGUGACAGCAACCCAUGUAAAAAUAAUGGAACUUGCAACAAUUUGUCUUCGCUGAAAUACAGCUGUAACUGCAMUCAAGGRUACUAUGGAAUCAAUUGCCAAUUCCAUAUUUAUUUUUCGAAUGAGACAAAAAUCGCGAAUGAUGCCCAAAAAGACUGCAAGCAACGUGGAAUGCUGCUAGCAAAGAUAWGGAAAGAAAGCGUAAAUAACAUGCUGCAGAAACUGUUCAAAUCAGAUUCAUGGAUUGGAUUAAGAAGGAAAGUAGUAGGUGGUGAUUGGAUAUGGAGCGAUAAUGCCAAGCUGMAAAAUGAUGACUACAGCAACUGGGAUCAAGGUGAGCCAAUUCMCGGAAAUGGCUGGUGCGUUUUUAUGGACUGGACUAGUGGAAAAUGGAAAGCAGAUAGAUGUAGUAUCGCUAAAUAUCAUUUUGCAUGCUUAAGGUAUACUUAUAAUGACAUAAGGGAAUUGCACGCAAAGCAGAAGUACAUAUCUACUUCUGACGCAAAGACAACAAAAACAAUAAUCACUCGGAAAAUUUCAUCAACUAGCAUAAUGAUGCUCUAUCCUCUCGAGUACUUCCUCGUYUAUGUACUUGUGACUACCGGACAGUUUACAGUCGUUGUCUCGAAUGCUGCCUUCAUAGGAAGUUUCAGUGACUUGUUUACGAAAUUCCCUUUCCACUCUCUUCCUGAAAAAAGCAUUUCCAUCAAGCGAGUGCCAAAUGAGAUGCAUUGCUCGAUGAAUUGUCAACGAAAUGACAACUGCUUUUCGUUUAAUUUUGCUGCUACCAAUGAUAGCGUUGGAAAUUUCGUGUGCGAACUACUAUCAACAAAGCAUUCUUACAAACACAAGAAUUUCAAGACUAAUGACAGCUUCCAUCAUUUUAGCUCKAAGAUUCCACAAGACUUUUGUAGUCCAAAUGUCAAGAAUUUCCCAUCACCUAACAGCGACAAUACCUAUGACUGCCCAUGUAAARACGGUUAUACCGGUUUGAGGUGUGAAAUUGAUAUUGAUGAAUGCGCAAGCAGCCCCUGUGUUAAUGGAAAAUGCAGAAAUAGAGUGAAUCGCUAUGCAUGCUCCUGUCAUCCUGGAUAUACWGGAGUKAGAUGCGARACAGAUAUCAACGAAUGCCAAAGUAAUCCGUGUGUCAACGGUACUUGUGAAGACAAAGUAAAUUCCUACAAAUGUUAUUGCAUACCAGGUUUUACCGGAACGAACUGCAAAGUUGAUAUCAACGAGUGUGCAAAUAACCCUUGCAAUGCAGGACAUGAAGCAGUUUUCUUGUUUCCUCAUUAUUUCCCACAAAUGUAUUUUAAUAUAGACGAGUGUGCAAGMAACCCUUGUAGGAAUGGAUCAACUUGCUUAAAUCAAGUCAAUGCAUACAAAUGUACUUGUGAGAUGGGAUACACCGGUACAAACUGUGAAACUGAUAUCUACGUUUCAAGUGUGCCAAAAACCGAAGGUAACGCCAAUAACGAAUGCAUUGGACGAGGUCUGUCUCUGGCCAAGAUAACUGAACAAGGCGUAAAUGAAAUGCUGCAGAAAAUGUUCCAAUCAGAUUUCUGGAUUGGAUUAAAAAAGGGCGGCAGUGGGUGGGUGUGGCGUGCUGACAGUUCCUUACUACAAGUUGAUGACUACAGCAACUGGGUUCCAGGUGAGCUGACGAACAGUGGAGGAGGCAAUUGCGUUAUUAUGGAGUGGACUAGUGGCAAAUGGAAAAGAAAAAAGUGUAAUAACAAUCGAUACCCUUUUGUAUGCAGUAAUUAG